AUGCAGGGUGUCGUCCGGAAGAAGAUCAUUUGCUUGAUUGUUGGAGCUGCUGUGUGUGUAUUGUUAACCUUCCAUCGGCGAUCCUUUCGGAACAUCCCGGAUCUAGUCAGAAGAGUCCCCCAUGUUUCUCCGAUCAGCAAGCCUCCCGAGGCCACCUCGCCUCCACCUAGUGUGUUCAUCCCUGGCCCUGAAGUCCUCAGUCAGAUGAGCGUCGGUGAUUUGAACAGAUUAAAACAGAGAAAUGGUGAAACGCCAGAAAGCAAGUCUUUCUUCUACGAAGUGGACAUCGAUUAUGGAUGCAGGAAACAUAUAUUUUUGAAAAGAGGAAUGGAUAAAGAAGAAACUUUAAAACCAUUGAAAUCUGCUGUAAAACGUACGACGGAAAAGAACGCUAACAGAACGACAAGAGCAGCCAGUCAGACCAUAUACAACACCUCACUGUCCUCAAAGCCCUGUACGGUCAAGGGUUUCCGUACCUUCCACUAUCUCCUCAACCCUCAACUUUAUUACAACUUUGAUCUCAGAAAGUGGAUAUCCAAAGGUCGAUAUACACUCUACAUGAUGCGGGACCUACCUACUAUCCCACCUAUUGUUAUCCAGCCAGUUGAAGAUCUAAAGCAAAUGUCUCUGUCACAUUUAGGAGAGCUUUACCAUUCGUACAUGCAUUCAUCACAGGAACACUGCAGAGAUGUGGUUCGUGUGGGCCAGACGGGCGACGGAGGCUGGAACAUGUGUAACGCUACAGAAUAUCGACCAUCACAAAACUGUCUAGUCUACUCCUUCGGUAUCAAUAAUGACUGGGGAUUUGACGACGCCAUUUCGUCUGACUAUGGAUGCGAAGUCCACUCUUUUGAUCCAAGUAUGGGAGUAAAUGAUCAUAAGCGAUCGGACAAGAUCACCUUUCACAAUUUGGGAUUGUCUGAUAAAAAUGGAAAAAUGAAUGGACACUGGAAAGGAAUGAAUCUUCAAUCCAUCAUACAUUCUCUUGGUCAUGACAAGAGAAUUAUUGACAUUGUUAAAAUGGACAUUGAAGGAAGUGAAUGGUCGGCCAUGGACAGUUUCAUACCCUCAGGAGUUUUGAAAAAUAUUAGACAGUUAUAUUUUGAAUUUCACAAAGGUGUCAACCCAACUAAAGAUGACAGAAAAAGGAUUAUUAAUCUCAGAAAAUUAUAUAACAAUAGUUUUCGAUUGUUUUGGGGACAUCCGAACCAAGUCAAAAUCAAUUUGGGUCGUUAUAAGGAAACUGGACGUGAAGUGACAGGCUGUUAUGAGGAAUAUUAUGUGAAUGUCAAGUUAAAACGUUCAGUAUAAACUAAGGAUGCUUCUUUUCACUUCGUCCAUAGCAGUGAUGUUUGAUAUUUUCUUCGCCCACGAUUUGUGUUCUAUCAUCGGCUUUAAGGAGGCAGUUGAAUACUACUUUUAAAUAUAAUAAUGCAAAACAAAAAACAAAACAAAAAACAAAACAAAAACACAUUACUUUGCAAAACAUCAAUAAGAAAUGGCCGCAUUAAAGUGAUCUGAUCGGUCGAUAGAUUUGGGUCCUGUCCAUGUUAUAAUUUUGAUAAUAAGGAAGUGGUGAAUGGCGUCAACCGAAUGAAAGUGCGAGUGAAUGAGGAUGUACCUAAUUGUUUCAAAAAAAAAUUGUAAAAUUUCCUUUUGAGAGCAGAGCCAUACUCUAGUAUAGGAUUUGAUUUACCAGUAUACUGAUAAUUCUACAACAGUUACUUCAAAGAAUUAUCCGCACACCAUUAUAUAUUAGAAGUGGUAUGCUGGCCUAGACGAAUUCGACUAGAUGGUAAUACAAUGGACUCUAUUCGAAUGAGGUUUUGUUGAAGUUUUCAUCUUAUUAAAGUAGAAUGGGAACAAUUAUCCUCUCUAACUACCACAGAUUCCUUGCGUUAUGACAGAAAAUAAAAUGACCAGAUGUGCGUCAGGUUGGUAACUUGUCGUACACCGAUUGAUCAACUUGUCGUACACCGAUUGAUCACCCUGCCGUACACCGAUUGAUCACCCUGCUGUACACCGAUUGAUCAACUUGUACACCGAUUGAUCACCCUGCUGUACACCGGUUGAUCAACCUGUCGUACACCGAUUGAUCACCCUGCCGUACACCGAUUGAUCAACCUGUUGUACACCGAUUGAUCACCCUGUCGUACACCGAUUGAUCAACCUGUCGUACACCGAUUGAUCAACUUGUCGUACACCGAUUGAUCACCCUGCUGUACACCGAUUGAUCACCCUGUCGUACACCGAUUGAUCACCCUGCCGUACACCGAUUGAUCACCCUACCGUACACCGAUUGAUCACCCUGUCGUACACCGAUUGAUCACCCUGGCGUACACCGAUUGAUCAACUUGUACACCGAUUGAUCACCCUGCUGUACACCGAUUGAUCACCCUGCUGUACACCGAUUGAUCACCCUGCUGUACACCGAUUGAUCAACCUGUCCUACACCGAUUGAUCACCCUGCCGUACACCGAUUGAUCAACCUGCCGUACACCGAUUGAUCACCCUGCUGUACACCGAUUGAUCAACUUGUCGUACACCGAUUGAUCAACUUGUCGUACACCGAUUGAUCACCCUGCCGUACACCGAUUGAUCACCCUGCUGUACACCGAUUGAUCACCCUGCUGUACACCGAUUGAUCAACCUGUCGUACACCGAUUGAUCACCCUGCCGUACACCGAUUGAUCAACUUGUCGUACACCGAUUGAUCAACCUGUCGUACACCGAUUGAUCAACUUGUCGUACACCGAUUGAUCAACCUGUCGUACACCGAUUGAUCACCCUGCUGUACACCGAUUGAUCAACUUGUCGUACACCGAUUGAUCAACAUGUCGUACACCGAUUGAUCAAUUUGCCGUACACCGAUUGAUCAACUUGUCGUACACCGAUUGAUCAACCUGUCCUACACCGAUUGAUCACCCUGCCGUACACCGAUUGAUCAACUUGUCGUACACCGAUUGAUCAACCUGUCCUACACCGAUUGAUCACCCUGCCGUACACCGAUUGAUCAACUUGUCGUACACCGAUUGGUCAACUUGUCGUACACCGAUUGAUCAUCCUGCUGUACACCGAUUGAUCACCCUGCCAUACACCGAUUGAUCAACUUGUCGUACACCGAUUGAUCACCCUGCCGUACACCGAUUGAUCACCCUGCUGUACACCGAUUGAUCACCCUGCUGUACACCGAUUGAUCAACCUGUCGUACACCGAUUGAUCACCCUGCCGUACACCGAUUGAUCAACUUGUCGUACACCGAUUGAUCAACCUGUCCUACACCGAUUGAUCACCCUGCCGUACACCGAUUGAUCAACUUGUCGUACACCGAUUGAUCAACUUGUCGUACACCGAUUGAUCAUCCUGCUGUACACCGAUUGAUCACCCUGCCGUACACCGAUUGAUCAACCUGUCGUACACCGAUUGAUCACCCUGUCGUACACCGAUUGAUCACCCUGCCGUACACCGAUUGAUCACCCUGCUGUACACCGAUUGAUCACCCUGCCGUACACCGAUUGAUCACCCUGUCGUACACCGAUUGAUCACCCUGCCGUACACCGAUUGAUCAACUUGUCGUACACCGAUUGAUCACCCUGCCGUACACCGAUUGAUCAACCUGUCGUACACCGAUUGAUCAACCUGUCGUACACCGAUUGAUCACCCUGCCGUACACCGAUUGAUCACCCUGCCGUACACCGAUUGAUCAACUUGUCGUACACCGAUUGAUCAACCUGUCCUACACCGAUUGAUCACCCUGCCGUACACCGAUUGAUCAACUUGUCGUACACCGAUUGAUCAACUUGUCGUACACCGAUUGAUCAUCCUGCUGUACACCGAUUGAUCACCCUGCCGUACACCGAUUGAUCAACCUGUCGUACACCGAUUGAUCACCCUGUCGUACACCGAUUGAUCACCCUGCCGUACACCGAUUGAUCACCCUGCUGUACACCGAUUGAUCACCCUGCCGUACACCGAUUGAUCACCCUGUCGUACACCGAUUGAUCACCCUGCCGUACACCGAUUGAUCAACUUGUCGUACACCGAUUGAUCAACUUGUCGUACACCGAUUGAUCAACUUGUCGUACACCGAUUGAUCACCCUGCCGUACACCGAUUGAUCAACCUGUCGUACACCGAUUGAUCAACCUGUCGUACACCGAUUGAUCACCCUGCCGUACACCGAUUGAUCACCUUGCUGUACACCGAUUGAUCACCCUGCUGUACACCGAUUGAUCAACUUGUCGUACACCGAUUGAUCACCCUGCCGUACACCGAUUGAUCAACCUGUCGUACACCUCGUCAUUUUAUUUUCUGUUAUAACGCAACGUACCUGUAAAGUUGUUUGAUUUCUGUCAAAUUGGUUCAUGGGCAAAUACGUGGUCUUGUAAUUAUUAAUCAUUGGAUAUUCACGACUUAACGAGUUAUGUCCCUUGAAUAGUAAAAGUUUACCAUUUGGUGCAGUGUAGCGAUAACACGUUACACAGAAAUGGCACAAUUCGCAAUAUUUUUGUCUUCAAUCGACUUUUAAAAAAAGUUCAUGCUACAAUAAAAGAACAAUGAAAUUCCAAAGAUGAUAUAAUAGUACAAGACACAGUUUGUCUCUAAAUGCGCAUGUGUUUCCGGAUAUGACGUUCUUUGUACCAUAGUGCUCAAAACUGACGUCAUGACAGGAAAUGGAUACAAUUUAGUGAUGACCAUGGUACAAUAAUACCUCAGUUGUUCCAAUAGUGCAUUUCCGGUCUUAAUUCAAACGAUUCCAAUCUCGGUGAAGUAAUGUCGUCAUUUGACCUGAAUCUACAAUGGAUGACCACUACGAUUUAGAAAUAGACUUAAAAUCACGUUUUUCAUUUUCGGUUUGGAGACCGUGGCUUAUUGUUCGUGCGUUAUGAUUUCAUUGGUGGUUGGGUCACACACUGGUAACACACUUGCCUUCACCGAUGUUCGAUUCCCUGAUCGGACGUGAAAUAUAUGGGUCACCAGCUGCUGACCACGUGGGUGUUCUCUCGCGUACUCGGGUUUCAUCCCACACAAAGACCCCUAUGACCCCUCGCGUGCGUCCAUCCGAGCCAUCAAGAGUGAUCAAUGAUGAAUAAAAGUUUAUAUAAUUUGUUCCUGUUGUAAAAUGAAUAAGGUUUAUUUUAAACAGUAUUUAAUUUAGUCCAAAGACAUUUCAUACAAAAAUACAAAAUUAGCAGUUCAUAAUUCGCAAAAGGAUCUGGAAACAAGGUUUAUGCUUAUAUCAACCCAUUUCCCUCAGAUGUUCAACGUAACAUUUUAUCUAGGAGAGUAGCCAAGUCACGACACUGCUUAAUCAUUUAAUGAUUUAUAUAGGAAGUAAUGUAAAUUAAAAUGCAUUAAAACAUAAGAUGUACAGUUUCAUAGUAUCCAUGUGUCAGUUUGUACGUAUAUUUCACCAAAAACUCUUUACUUUCAAAACUAGUAUUGUUUCCAUUAAUUAUUGGUAAACGCGUGUGCGAGUGAGUGUUUGUGGGUGGAUGAAUUGUGUUAUCGUGGUGUUAUCAUGUACUGAAGUUAUAAGUUACAGUUUAGUAACUUUAGUAAGAUGACUUAAGCGUCUGUGACACUUGUUCCUAUUUCGUCAUUUUGUAUCAAUAUGCUUGAAAUGAAAUAAAAGCAAAUUUACAUUAAUUUGUACAUUUCUAUCAUAAUUCCUCGUAAUAAGUUCUUAGCGUUUGUAAAUUAGGUGACCUCAAUCUGUCUUCGUUAUUGAUGGUUUUAUUGUUGGUUUACGUUUUAUUGUUCUUUCUGUAAGUUCUCACCUGUGCUAAUUCGUACUGCAGUGCGGUCUCACGGAAGCUUUAUUUAGAAGAAAAAAGUUAUUCUUUGGAAAGAUGUCGAUCUUAUUGUGCCCUCGUUGAAUAGCGAACGGUCGUCAUGGAUCCAUGAUCCAAUUCCAGAUGAUAUUUAUAAUAACCUGAUGAAUCUAAUAAAGAACAGAUGUAUUUUCUAG
Pecten maximus is the source of this 5970-nucleotide messenger RNA. RefSeq lists its product as uncharacterized. Bases 1 to 1311 code for a protein of 436 amino acids. The record is from RefSeq and is a predicted model, not a curated record. The transcript is spliced from 10 exons. Lineage: Eukaryota; Metazoa; Mollusca; Bivalvia; Pectinida; Pectinidae.